CAAAAACUAAGAUGUAAAAAAAUAACUGCACCCUUGGAGCGGGAGAAGUUCCAAAUGUCACGUGACUAAUAUGCCCUCCGGCGCCCGGUAUAUAGGGCCUUGCGGCGCCCUGUUUUCACCGGCGUCCUCAUUUUGGCCGUUCUCUGACUCUGUGGUGGGAUAGGUAUUUUACAGAGAAACAGGAUGGAUGAGGAUGGGCUACGGCAGAGGCAAACAGGCGCUGCCAGAGAUGAUACUGAGCCACUCCUACACUCAAGGACUCAGGCCAGACAGCCAAUGUCAUUUUGGGAAUCCAUCAAGGCCAGCAUGGUGCUAUCUCUUGUAGGGAUAGCUAUCUUCUUUGGUGGUAUCGGACUGCAGUUUUGGAAUGAGGGUCGGGCGGUGGAGCGCGCCAAGGCGCUGUCGGAGGGUCUGAGCAGCGCUGUGCCGCUGAGCGCCCCGCAGCGGCCACUGCCAGAGAACGACGGCCGCCUGGUGCACUUCACGGCGCAGCUGGAGGUGCCGCAACCGCUGACCGAGCCGCGCUACGGCGUGGCCGUGGCCGCCGUCAAGCUGAAGCGGCGCGUCCAGAUGUACCAGUGGGUGGAAGAACAGAGCAGCAGGACAGUGGAAACGGCCGAUGGACAACAAGUGGAGACGUCGUACAAUUACUACAAAACAUGGAAAGACAAACUGGUGGACAGUUCGUCGUUCAACUCGCCGUUCAAUCACGAAAACCCAAAGACGAUGCCGCUCGAGUCGCGGAUCCAGGAGGCGCCCGUGGCGCACCUGGCCGGUUUUCUGGUGACCGAGGAGCUGCGCCAGCUGCUGACGCGCUUCACGGUGUUCGCCUCUGACGAGCGACCGGCCGACCGGAGCAUCAAGCUGCACGGCGACAUCUUCUACCACUGCGACAACAUCGAGUCGCCUGCGGUGGGCGACAUCCGCGUCCAGUUCGCCUACGCCGGGAAGUCGGGAGACACGACCCGCUGAAGAUGCCGUUCGAGCUGCUGCGGCAGCCGCUGCACUUUAUGCCGGACCAGGCGGCGGCGCCCCAGUGGCUGCGAGACGCCAACGCGGAGAUCGCGGCUGCCGACGGGUUCGUGGUGGUGACGCCCGAGUACAACUGCUCGCUGCCGCCGGCGCUGGUCAACAUGCUCGACCACUUCCCGCCGGCCUCCUUCCGACACCGGCCCGUCGGCAUCGCCUGCUACUCGCUCGGU
Molecule: messenger RNA, 1202 nt
Organism: Amphibalanus amphitrite
Lineage: Eukaryota; Metazoa; Arthropoda; Thecostraca; Balanomorpha; Balanidae
Product: transmembrane protein 43 homolog
Exons: 6
Coding region: 184-972 (262 amino acids)
Biological process (GO): nuclear membrane organization
Cellular component (GO): nuclear inner membrane
Source: RefSeq, a predicted model, not a curated record